This is a messenger RNA of Anthonomus grandis grandis, 1182 nucleotides long. RefSeq lists its product as uncharacterized. Bases 118 to 1131 code for a protein of 337 amino acids. The record is from RefSeq and is a predicted model, not a curated record. Gene Ontology annotation, molecular function: hydrolase activity, hydrolyzing N-glycosyl compounds. Lineage: Eukaryota; Metazoa; Arthropoda; Insecta; Coleoptera; Curculionidae. The transcript has 5 exons.
GUGCGAAAACACUUAUCGUCAAAAAAAUUAACAUUUGUUUUAGUUCGUAAAUGAUAACAGUGAUAACAAAAUAAAAGUGAGCCUUCAGGUUUUAAAAAAUUACUUAAAAGUAUCAAAAUGUAUUUGAGAAAGCCCUUUGUGCUAUGUAUUUCCUUAUUACUUUUAUUACAAGCUAAAAACUCGUCGGCAGGGGGAAUAAGACGAAUUAUUGUAAAUGUCGAUACAGGUGUUGAUGAUUACUAUGCCCUUCUCCUUUUAUUACAUGCAGAUAAUACAGGAUUAUUAAAAAUCGAAGGCAUACUAUGUUCUCCAGGCAAUACCAAUACUACCAACGUCAUAAAAAAUACGGUUCGUUUGAUGGAGUUAACCAACAGAACUGAUAUUCCAGUUUAUAAAGGAAUAAAUAGUUCGCUGAUCCUACAUGACGAUUAUUAUGGUUAUUUCGGUGAUGAUGGACUUGGCGAUCUUAGUUAUGACCACGAACCGAAUGUAAAUAUUGUCUAUCCCGGCCUGGCAGCGACUGGUCUUUAUGAUCUAGUGAGGUCUAAUCCAGGCGAGAUUUCUUUGCUCUGUUUGGCACCACUGACUGAUAUAGCCAUUACUACAAAACUUUAUACAGAUUUCUUAUCAUAUUUAAAAGAUAUGUGGAUUUUAGGAGGAAAUUAUGGACCAAUAAAUCAGGGUGAUGUGGGAACAGAGUUUAAUUUUUAUAGUGAUCCUGAAGCAGCUCGUAUUGUCUUUGAAAAUCAACAGGAAAGAAAUAUUUACAUUUUGCCUUUUGAAAGUUUCGAUAAAAUUAAUUUUUCCUGGGAUUGGAGAUUCAACGUGCUACAAAGUACUUUACCUGAAAUGGAAAUUGUAACUGCUGCUGAAAAAAGCCUAAAGUUUGAUCAAACAAAGCCUUUUUGGAACGUGCCUGAUGUUUAUUUGGCAUUUUGCUGUGUUUUUCCAGAGCAGUGUUAUUUCGACGACAUAUUUAAAUCGGCUGUGAUAGAAUUGCAAGAUUCGAAUACCAGAGGUUGGCUUAUUUUUGAUAAAACGAAUGGAGUAAAAAAUGUGAAGAUAAUUAAUGGUCUAAAUCAAGAUCAAUUUGAGAAUUAUAUGCUACAGGUUGCAGGUGUUAAAAGCUGAAAUAGACUAAAUAGUUUAUAUUUUUUUGAAAAUAAAUAAAUAUUCUUAAUA